This is a messenger RNA of Rubroshorea leprosula, 3546 nucleotides long. NCBI's taxonomy places the organism in Eukaryota, Viridiplantae, Streptophyta, Magnoliopsida, Malvales, Dipterocarpaceae. The record is from the annotation of a GenBank genome assembly.
AAUUCUUGGUUCUUUUUUUGUUGUUGUUUUGAUUAAACUUCAAUUGGUAAGAUCCAGUGAAAUCUUAAAAUCACUUUUUUGAUGAUAUUUUGAGGAAGAAAUCGAUCGAACAGGUGUUGUAAAAAUUUUUUUAUGCGGAGUUGAGGAGGGAAGAGAUGAUGAACAUGUAUAAAUCGGUGGUGUAUCAAGGUGAGGAGUUGUUGGGGGAGGUUGAGGUAUACCCACAACUACAGCACGGAGGAGGAGAAGUGAAGGAAAUCAGGAUAGGGUACUUGUCGCAAGCUAGUGAGAGGUGUCCACCACUGGCAGUUCUACAUACCAUUACUCCAUGUGGGAUUUGCUUCAAAAUGGAAUCAAAGCACUCCAUCUCUAAGGACACGCCGCUGCAUCUUUUGCAUUCAUCCUGUAUCAGAGACAACAAGACAGCAGUAAUGCCUCUAGGAGCAGAGGAGCUCCAUUUGGUUGCCAUGUAUUCUAGGAAUGAUGACAGACCAUGUUUUUGGGGUUUCAAUGUUGCAACUGGUCUCUACAACUCAUGUCUUAUCAUGCUCAACCUCAGAUGUCUUGGAAUUGUGUUUGAUCUGGAUGAAACUCUUAUAGUUGCAAAUACAAUGCGUUCAUUCGAUGACAGAAUAGAGGCUUUGCAGCAAAAAAUAACCACAGAGGUGGAUCCACAGUGUGCUGCUGGUAUGCUUGCUGAGGUGAAACGUUAUCAAGAGGAUAAGAUCAUAUUGAAGCAGUAUGCUGAAAAUGAUCAGGUUGUUGAAAAUGCGAAAGUGAUAAAGACUAAGUCAGAGGUUGUACCGGCCUUAUCUGGCAGCCACCAAACUAUUGUCCGUCCACUCAUACGAUUACGAGAGAAAAACAUUAUUCUCACACGUAUCAAUCCACAGAUUUGUGACACAAGUGUUCUUGUGAGGUUGAGACCUGCAUGGGAGGAUCUGCGUAGCUAUUUGACUGCAAGAGGUCGCAAACGUUUUGAAGUUUAUGUUUGCACAAUGGCUGAAAGGGAUUAUGCAUUGGAAAUGUGGAGGCUUCUUGAUCCAGAGUCAAAUCUCAUAAAUUUGAAAGAAUUGUUGGACCGUAUUGUGUGUGUCAAGUCUGGUACAAGGAAGUCAUUGUUCAAUGUCUUUCAAGAUGGAAUAUGUCAUCCAAAGUUGGCAUUGGUAAUUGAUGACCGCUUAAAAGUUUGGGAUGAGAAAGAUCAGCCCCGGGUUCACGUGGUCCCUGCAUUUGCCCCAUACCAUGCCCCUGAAGCUGAAGUGAAUAAUGCUAUAUCUGUACUGUGUGUUGCAAGAAAUAUUGCUUGCAAUGUUAGGGGUGGCUUUUUCAGAGACUUUGAUGAGGGUCUUUUGCCAAAAAUUCCUGAAAUCUCAUAUGAAGAUGAUAUGAAAAAUAUUCCUUGUCCUCCUGAUGUGAGCAACUAUUUAGUUUUGGAGGAUGACACUUCUGCUUCAAAUGGAAACAGAGAACCACUUUCUUUUGAUGGGAUGGCAGAUGCCGAGGUUGAAAGAAGAAUAAAGGAGGCCGUUUCAGUUGCUUCAAUGGUGUCUCCAGCAGCCAUUGGUCUAGAUUCAAUACUUGCUCCUUCUAUUCAGUACACAAUGCCAUCCUCAUCUGGUCCAAUUCCACUGCCAGCAGCUCAACUGUCAAUAACAUCAUUUCCCAAUACUCAGUUUUCUAAUGCAGCAAUAUUAGUUAAACCAUUGGGUCAUGUAGGGCCUCUGGAACCAAGCUUGCAAAGUUCUCCUGCAAGAGAAGAGGGUGAGGUUCCAGAAUCAGAAUUAGAUCCUGAUACUAGGAGGAGGCUUCUCAUAUUGCAACAUGGGCAAGAUACUAGAGAGCACACAUCAAGUGAAUUGCCUUCUCCUGUAAAACCUCCACUGUCGAUUCCACAUGUGCAGUCAAGGGGAAGUUGGUUUCCAGUGGAGGAAGAGAUGAGCACACGGCAGCUGAAACCAACAGUUACUAAAGAAUUUUGUUUAGAUACUGAACCUAUGCGUGUUGAUAAGCACCAACCUCAUCGUCCAUCCUUUUUCCCCAAGGCUGAGAGUUCUAUCCCAUCUGAUAGAAUUCUUCAUGAAAAUUCAAGAUUGCCAAAAAAGGCAGUUUACAGAGAUGGUCGGUUAAGGUUGAACCAUAUGGUGUCUAGUUACAACUCCUUCUCAGGUGAGGAGAUACCCAUUCGUCAAUUCUAUUCUAGCAACAUGGAUUUUGAUUCUGAAUCUGAGCAAGCUAUUUCUAGUGGAGAAACCCCAACUGCUGUGUUACAGGAUAUUGCAAUGAAGUGUGGAACCAAGGUUGAAUUCAGGCCAGCUUUAGUUGCUAGCACAGGGCUGCAGUUCUCCAUUGAGACUCAGUUUGCUGGAAAAAAAAUUGGUGAAGGAUUUGGUAGAACAAGAAGAGAAGCACAACAGCAAGCCUCUGAAUGUUCUAUAAAAAAAUUAGCUGAUAUAUACAUGUCACGAACAAAGUCUGAUUCUGGGAAUGCAAGUUGGCAGAUUAAUGCAAACAAUAAUGGAUUUCUUGGUACAUUUGGGAAUCAUUCAUUGGCUAAAGAUGAAUCCUUUUCAUCUGCAUCAGAGUCAUCUAGGCUUGUUGAUCCAAGGCUGGAUAGCUCCAAGAAAUCCGUGGAUUCAGUCUCUGCACUUAAAGAAUUGUGUAAGAUGGAGGGUCUAGGGGUGGCUUUUCAAGCACUGCCUCCAUCUUCAUCAAACUCGGGACAGAAGGAUGAAGUGUAUGCUCAGGUUGAAAUAGAUGGACAGGUUUUAGGAAAAGGAACUGGGUUCACAUUGGAUGAGGCAAAGAUGCAGGCUGCUGAAAAGGCCCUUGGAAGUCUACAAUUGAUGCUUGGUCAAUUUUCUGGAAAACGUCAGGGUUCUCCAAGGUCAUUGCAAGGUAUGUCAAGCAAGCGUUUAAAGCCAGAGUUUCCACGAGUUAUGCAAUGUAUGCCCUCUUCUGCUGGUAGAUAUCCCAAGAAUGCUCCUCCUGUUCCUUGAAAGACAUAAAAACCCAAUUUCUUCCCACUUUAUAUGAUGACACAGCUGUUGGGACAUCUGUACAAUAACCGAUGUAUGCAAAGGACGAGAGCUUUUGAGAUCCACUAGCCAAGUUGACCAUCAACCAUUUGGUUUCCUCCUGCCUUAUAAUGUUCUGAAACCCAACAGAUUUCUCUCAUCAUUUCAAAGUCUCCUUGAAGCAUGGUUGGAUGUUUUGCUGCACACGGGACCGUUGUAUGAGACAGACAUCCAUGUUUCUGAACUUCCUGUCAACUGCUGCAUCAAUUCACGCAACCAACCAUCCAGCCAGAAGGAUGAUAACUCAUUAACUCCUCAUUAUAUCAGCUUGUCUCCUGGGAAUGUUCAAGAGUCUGAAAGUGGACAAAGUGCAGCUAUGUAGACCCUAUGCUUCUCUCGAGUGCUUGAUGCCCCUGGUGCCAAAAUUGUAGCUGGGGUUUUGUUGUAAAAUACUGAAAGUUUUUCCAUGUCUUUAGAAUACAGAUUAAGGUUAAAUUAUUGUAAUUUUUAGUAAAUAUAAGUUAUACAA